UUUUGGAUCUCCCCCCUUUUUUUCUAGUUCUUCAUCAACAGAUCAAACCAGUCCAGCAAUUAUAUUCCCCCUCUCUACUACUACUGUUUUCUUUCCAUCCAGCCUUUACCUUUAUCUUGCGUCUCCUGUCAAAGACUCAAAAUGCUACUCCCAACAACCCUACCCUCCUUUCCAAGCAGCGGCAGUCUUGCGGUGAUCCUACUCGCCGCUACUCUCGGACAUGCGGCACCUGCACCUGCAUCUGCACCCGGCUCUGGCGCCGCAGGUCUCCUCCCCAGCGCCGACAUUCCCGGCGCCGUCGUCGCCGGACUCGGCUUCUCUUCAUCGUCACCUCAACACGACCAGGUCCAGGUCCAGAUCCCGUGGUCAUGGAACCUCGGCGCCGUGACCCGCUAUCCCAUCCACGCAUCCUGCAACGCGACUGAGCGACGCCAGCUCGAGUUCGCGCUCGACGAGGCCAUGGUUCUCGCGGGCCACGCGCGGGACCAUAUUCUCCGCCACGGCGCCAGUUCGCGAUUCUACACCAAGUAUUUCGGCAACGCAUCGACCGCGGAGCCGGCGGGGUGGUUCGACCGCGUAGUCAAUGCGGAUAAGGGCGGCAUAUGGUUUCGGUGCGAUGACAUUGAUGGGAAUUGUAAAGCUCAUGAAACCACCUGGGCCGGCCACUGGCGCGGCUCCAACGCCACCGACGAAACCGUCAUCUGUCCACUAUCAUACACCUCGCGGAGACCCCUCACGGGGAUAUGUGGCAACGGCUACACCGUGUCCCAGGCACCUAAUACUGCGUAUUUUGCGUCUGACCUGCUCCAUCGAAUCUACCACAUGCCGCGCAUCAGCGAAAAUGUAGUAGAUCACUAUGCGGAUACGUAUGAAGAGGUGCUUGAGCUGGCACAGACGAAGCCGCAGCUGGCGGUGCGGAAUAGUGCGACGCUCAGAUAUUUUGCGCUCGAUGUGUUUGCGUGGGAUGUAGCCCUGCCGCGGGAGGGAUGUUCAGGGGUUGGGGAAGUGGAUGGAGGUGAGGGGGAUCAUGGACAUGCUGGGCAUGCGGCUGCGACGACGACGACGGCAGCGGCAUCUACAGGGAGUGUGACGGCAGAGAAAACGACGGUGGUAGAAAAGACGACAGCGGUAGAGGCGACGGCAACGAUGACGACGAUGACAAGCUCAACAGUGACAAAAGAGACAAAAGAGGCAAAGACAGCGACGACGACUCAGAGUGCGGCGAAAGAGUGCCAUACGCAUGAUAACGGAGUCGUGCACUGUGCUUGAUACAUAAAAGUCUCGGAUACAAUGGACACGAGGAAAGAAGGAUGAAGUAGUAACCGGCCAUGGUAUGACAUGGCUUGAUGUACAGGGAAAAGGCCAAUAUCAGAAGUCUGAUUAUAUUGUAACGGGUAAUUGUAAUGUAACAGAUACGAUAAUUAGAUUACAAUUAUACCUAGCUACAAUUGUAAUUAUACAAUGGUAAUGACCACCUACUAUAAUGUCGCGCGACCAAUAUCACGACCUC
This is a messenger RNA of Xylona heveae TC161, 1510 nucleotides long. RefSeq names its product zincin. The record is from RefSeq and is a predicted model, not a curated record. Gene Ontology annotation, molecular function: integrin binding; metallopeptidase activity; zinc ion binding. Gene Ontology annotation, cellular component: fungal-type cell wall; extracellular region; cell surface. NCBI's taxonomy places the organism in Eukaryota, Fungi, Ascomycota, Xylonomycetes, Xylonales, Xylonaceae. The transcript is spliced from 2 exons. Bases 142 to 1269 code for a protein of 375 amino acids.